CGGACGUGAGCUUCCGGAGCUUCCCUAGUGGGAAGCUCACCGUCCCAGCGCGGCCGGCCGGCCUGGCGAGAGAGGCCGCCGUAGACCACCGAAGCGCCAGGAACCGACCGAGGACCCCGAGUCCCGAUGAUCCUGCAGCAGCCCCUGGAGCGAGGCCCCCCGGAUGGGGCCCAGCGCGACCCGAGGGCCGCCUCGGGGGCGCCCCGAGGCCUGGACGCGAGCUCUCCUCUCCGAGGGGCUGUGCCCAUGAGCACCAAGCGGCGCCUGGAGGAGGAGCAGGAGCCCCUUCGGAAGCAGUUCUUGUCCGAGGAGAACAUGGCCAACCACUUCUCUCGGCUCAGCCUGCACAAUGACCACCCGUACUGCAGCCCCCCUGUGGCUUUCCCUUCAGCUUUGCCCCCACUCAGAAGCCCUUGCUCUGAGCUGCUUCUCUGGCGCUACCCUGGGAAUCUGAUCCCUGAGGCCCUCCGGCUGCUGAGACUGGGGGACACCCCUGAACCCCACUACCAUGCAACAUUAGCUGGGGACGUAAUGGAGCUCUGAUGGCUGGUGGGCAGUGCCCCCACGCCCACCUUUCUUCCCCACAACUGAGACCAACACCCUCAUGAAGGAACCAGCUGCCCUGCUUAUCCCCCAAUCCAGGCCUCCAGGACCCUCCCCAGUAGAGGACUUGGAGCCCAGCCAGAUGGUGCCCUGGGGAGGGCGGGCAGGCGCACGGGAAGGAGGCAUUUCCCCCCCCCAGAACUGAAUAAAGAUUGCUGAGCUUUAUCCUGGGCCUUUGGGAAAGGCAGGAGGGCUGGGACACAGGAUGCCGGGGCUUCUCGGAUCUUCUCAGAUCUUCCCUGGAAAUCGGUCAAGGCCUGGCCAGGCCCUGGCAGGCUGGGCUCAGGCAUUGAGAAUGUGUGAGUCAGAGCCUCGCCCCCGCCCCCGCGGCUGACUCACUCCCUCCCGCGGGCUCUGGGAGGUCAGGCCUGGGGAUCCGGCCACUCCAAUCCAUUUCAAGUUAAAGACUCUUUUAUUAAUAAAUUCUCCCUUCCCUCCAAACUUUCUCCCCAAAUAAAUAUUUCCCCCCCUUUUGAGGGUGGGGGGGC
This is a messenger RNA of Talpa occidentalis (Iberian mole), 1091 nucleotides long. It is a transcript of the gene HCFC1R1, whose product is annotated as host cell factor C1 regulator 1. Lineage: Eukaryota; Metazoa; Chordata; Mammalia; Eulipotyphla; Talpidae. The transcript is spliced from 5 exons. Bases 127 to 543 code for a protein of 138 amino acids. The record is from RefSeq and is a predicted model, not a curated record.